Molecule: messenger RNA, 1275 nt
Organism: Fusarium oxysporum Fo47
Lineage: Eukaryota; Fungi; Ascomycota; Sordariomycetes; Hypocreales; Nectriaceae
Product: S-adenosyl-L-methionine-dependent methyltransferase
Exons: 1
Coding region: 1-1275 (424 amino acids)
Molecular function (GO): O-methyltransferase activity
Source: RefSeq, a predicted model, not a curated record
AUGGGUUCGACAAAACACUCAAACCUCUUACGGUUAGCACAGACUGUCCAGAAGGCCACCGAGACUAUCGUGAAACACUUGCAGUACACCAAACAGCAAGAACCGUCCUUCGAUCAAGACAGCAAGGCUAUUCAGGGUGAUACCGAUACACAUUCCGUCAGGAUCCAGCUCAACGAUGCAGCACAAGACCUCCUCCGUCUAGUCAACGGCCCAGCAAAUGAAUACCGCUCCUUCUUCAUGUCGCACUAUACUCUUGCAGCAUACCAAGUUGCACUUCACUUCAAGAUCUUCAGACAUGUUCCUCUUGGCGGCAAGAUCAGUAUUGCCGACCUAGCUUCCAAAGCUGGCAUCGACAAGGAUCGCUGUCGCAGAGUGAUCAAGCAUCUUGCAACCCAACGCGUCUUUGAGGAAGUCGAGCCAGAUAUAUUCACUCACACCGCAAGCUCUGCUCUCAUCGCACGGGACAGCGACAUGGAAGCUAUUCUGUGGAUGCAAUUCGACGAAAUGUUCAAAGCAGCCUCUGACUCUGCUAAAUUCGUCCAAAAUGAUCUGAACGGAUCUGCCGAGGCCGAUUCGCCGUUUUGUACGCGUCAUGGCAAGCCGCCGUAUCAAUUCUACGCCGAGAACCCUGAGAAGGGGCUCAACUUCGCAAAGGCUAUGGCUGCGUUGACCCAAAUGGAUCGCUCAAUCUCUGCACUUCGCGAUGGAUUCCAGUGGGGCAAGCUCGAGGCUCCUGGAAAGGUUGUCGAUGUCGGUGGUGCAAGCGGACAUGUUUCUAUGGACCUGGCAGCCGUAUUCCCCGAUCUGACCUUUGUCGUUCAAGACGUUAGCAUUGAAGCUCUCGAUGAUGGAAAAGCAAAGUUACCAUCUGAGAUUGCAGAUCGAGUCUCUUUCAUGCAACACGAUUUCUUCAAGGAUCAGCCCAUCACCGAUGCAAGCGCCUUUUUCAUGCGUCAGUGCCUUCAUAACUGGAGGGAUGAAGACUGCAUUAAGAUCCUUCGAGCUCUUGUCCCCGCACUUGAAAAGUGCAAACCUGGAACUCCUCUUCUUAUCAACGAGGAAGUCUUGCCAGAGCUGAAUGAGGUUUCAAAGUAUCAGGAACAUUUAUCGCGGCAGUGCGAUAUGUGUAUGUUCGUGGUCGCUGGGUCGAAGGAACGAACUAGGGGCGAUUUUGAAAAUUUGCUCAAAGAAGCUGAUUCUAGGUUCAGUGUUGUCAAGGUUCACAGGAAUAGUACGAGUACAAUGGGUCUCGUCGAGGCGUAUCUUGGUCAAUAG